AUGGCUACUGGCAAGGAGAUUAGAAUUGUAUCUCUUUUGAUACUCGAUACGGUGUUCUUCCUUUUGGAAGCCAUCAUCGGUUACACCGUUCACUCUUUGGCUCUUAUUGCAGACUCUUUCCAUAUGUUGAACGACAUUGUGUCGUUAGUGAUUGCACUCUGGGCUGUCAGAGUCAAAAAUUCCAAACCUGCUGAUGGCAAGUACACCUAUGGCUGGCAAAGAGCAGAAAUUUUGGGUGCAUUGAUCAAUGCGGUGUUCUUGUUGGCACUUUGCUUUAGUAUCAUCAUCGAGGCCAUCCAGAGAUUCUUCGACCCUCAAGUUAUUUCGAACCCCAAGUUGAUUUUGGUGGUGGGAACUGCUGGGUUGAUUAGCAAUGGUGUGGGUCUUGUGUUGUUCCACGAACACGGACACUCCCAUGGCCAUAGCCAUAGUGCUUCCGUAGAGGAGGAGAAUGUGGGCCACUCACAUGAGCAUUCCCACGGAAGCAUUGAAGGUAAUGGCUCAAGUAAUGGUUCAAGCACCAAUAUUUCAGAGUACUUGCCCGAUACUGUGGUGGACAGAUACGACGAAAGAUCUUCGUUAAUGUCCAAGAAGCAAGAGAAGCAGAAGCACAAGAAGAAAUCCAUGAAUAUGGAAGGUGUGUUCUUGCAUGUCUUGGGAGAUGCUUUGGGAAACAUUGGUGUUAUUGUAACUGCUUUGUUCAUUUGGAAGACAAACUACUCUUGGAAGUACUAUAGCGAUCCUUUGGUUUCUUUGCUCAUUACGGCAAUUAUUUUCUCGUCCGCUUUGCCUUUGUGCCGCAAAUCGUGUAAGAUUUUGUUGCAGGCUACCCCAGCAAAUGUUAACUCCAAUAAGAUUGUGGAGGAAAUCACCUUGAUUCCCGCAAUCAAAUCCCUCCAUGACUUCCAUAUUUGGAACCUUAACGAGGACUUCUUGGUUGCCUCUGUUCAUAUUGAAUUGAACAGUUCGGAGCAAGAUGAAGCUGUCAGCGAGAACGAGACGAUUAACAAAGCAGCCUUUGUGGAAGUUGUGGGACUUGUCAGAGAGAUCUUGCAUAAGUACGGUAUUGAUAGUGUCACUAUCCAGCCCGAGUUUGCUACUAGAAAACCUGGUUCUGUCUACGGUGCAACCACCACCGCUGCCUUCUGUGGAAACUAG
Messenger RNA from Sungouiella intermedia, 1158 nucleotides. Lineage: Eukaryota; Fungi; Ascomycota; Pichiomycetes; Serinales; Metschnikowiaceae. The record is from the annotation of a GenBank genome assembly.